Molecule: messenger RNA, 7949 nt
Organism: Cryptomeria japonica (Japanese cedar)
Lineage: Eukaryota; Viridiplantae; Streptophyta; Pinopsida; Cupressales; Cupressaceae
Product: pre-mRNA-processing-splicing factor 8A
Exons: 26
Coding region: 384-7451 (2355 amino acids)
Biological process (GO): mRNA splicing, via spliceosome; spliceosomal tri-snRNP complex assembly
Cellular component (GO): U5 snRNP; catalytic step 2 spliceosome
Molecular function (GO): pre-mRNA intronic binding; protein binding; U6 snRNA binding
Source: RefSeq, a predicted model, not a curated record
CAACUGAACCAGUGCACAGAAUUAAUACCCCCUUUUCAUUUUCACUCACAGGUUCCGGGGAUUAAAGAAAGCCUAUUUAGGUGUGUGCGACAGGUUUUCUGAUCAACUGUGAACUUCCAAGUCUACUUAAGAAGUUUAUCAGCCAAUAAGAAGCCUAUCGGCUAAUUAACUUCUACACCGCCAGCAUCAAGCUCUUGGUUUUAGACUCUUUGUAAGGGUUUGAAGAAAACAAAAUCCACGAGGUGUGAAGGGUUCGAGUCACGGCAGCGAGGCGCUGUUUGCAGAAACGAGAAAGCAAAUGCCAUCACCAUUAACCAGGACUUCGAAAGGGGGAAAGUAAAUGUCACUGCUAUCAAUCGGGGUUUAAGCUUCUGAUCGGAAAGAUGUGGAGCGGUGGGGGAGCAGUGGGAGCGGGAAGCUCUCACAUGGCGCCGCCCGGGACAACACCGUCGAUGCCACCGCCUAACGGAAUGCCGCAGCCGCCUUAUGGCCCGCCUCUGAAUGCUGCCGAUGCGGAGGCCAUGCUCGAAGAGAAGGCCCGCAAGUGGAUGCAGCUCAACUCCAAGAGAUAUGGCGAUAAGCGGAAGUUUGGUUUUGUGGAGACGCAAAAGGAGGACAUGCCACCAGAGCAUGUCCGUAAAAUUAUCAGAGAUCAUGGAGAUAUGUCUUCAAAGAAAUAUCGACAUGAUAAACGUGUUUAUCUUGGAGCACUUAAAUUUGUUCCUCAUGCAGUGUACAAGCUUCUUGAAAACAUGCCUAUGCCCUGGGAGCAGGUCCGAGAUGUGAAGGUGUUAUAUCAUAUUACUGGGGCUAUUACAUUUGUUAAUGAAAUACCCUGGGUUGUUGAACCAAUAUUCAUGGCUCAGUGGGGUACAAUGUGGAUCAUGAUGCGGAGAGAGAAAAGAGAUAGGCGGCAUUUUAAAAGAAUGCGCUUUCCACCAUUUGAUGAUGAGGAACCACCUUUAGAUUAUGCAGACAAUUUGUUAGAUGUGGAUCCUUUGGAACCUAUCCAGCUGGAACUAGAUGAGGAAGAAGAUUCUGCUGUAUGUACAUGGUUCUAUGAUCAUAAGCCCCUGGUGAAAACAAAACUUAUCAAUGGUCCUAGUUAUAGAAGGUGGCAGUUGUCACUUCCAAUCAUGGCAACUUUGCACCGACUUGCAGGGCAGCUGCUUUCCGAUUUGAUUGAUAAAAAUUAUUUCUAUCUUUUUGAUAUGGAAUCAUUUUUCACUGCAAAAGCAUUGAACAUGUGUAUACCAGGUGGUCCAAAGUUUGAGCCUUUGUACCGAGAUAUGGAGAAAGGUGAUGAGGACUGGAAUGAGUUUAAUGAUAUCAAUAAGCUUAUUAUCCGCUCUCCACUUCGGACAGAGUAUAGAAUAGCAUUUCCUCAUCUCUACAACAACAGGCCAAGGAAAGUGAAGCUUUGUGUAUAUCAUACUCCGAUGGUCAUGUACAUAAAGACAGAAGAUCCCGAUUUACCAGCCUUUUAUUUUGAUCCUUUGAUCCAUCCAAUUUCCUUUCAUAGGACCGAUCGUCGGGAUAAGAAAACUUAUGAAGAAGAGGAUGAUGAUGACUUCUUUCUUCCAGAAGCUGUUGAACCAUUGUUGUAUAAUACACCACUUUAUACAGAUACAACAGCUGCAGGCAUCUCAUUAUUAUUUGCUCCACGACCUUUCAAUAUGCGAUCAGGUCGGACACGACGAGCUGAGGACAUCCCUCUUGUUUCUGAUUGGUAUAAGGAGCACUGUCCGCCCACAUAUCCAGUGAAGGUUCGAGUGAGCUAUCAAAAGCUGUUGAAAUGUUAUGUAUUGAAUGAACUGCACCAUAGGCCACCAAAAGCUCAGAAAAAGAAGUACUUGUUCCGUUCUCUCCAAGCUACUAAGUUUUUCCAGACAACUGAGUUGGACUGGGCAGAGGCAGGACUUCAGGUUUGCAGGCAGGGAUACAACAUGCUGAAUCUUCUUAUUCAUCGAAAGAACUUGAAUUAUCUUCAUUUAGAUUAUAAUUUCAAUCUGAAACCUGUGAAGACACUCACAACCAAAGAGCGUAAAAAAUCACGAUUUGGAAAUGCUUUUCACUUGUGUCGUGAGAUUCUGAGAUUAACAAAGCUUGUUGUGGAUGCCAAUAUACAAUUUCGGCUGGGAAAUGUAGAUGCUUUUCAGUUGGCAGAUGGAUUGCAGUAUACAUUUUCACAUGUAGGGCAGUUGACUGGUAUGUAUCGUUAUAAGUAUCGUCUCAUGCGGCAAAUCAGGAUGUGCAAGGAUUUAAAGCAUCUAAUUUACUAUCGCUUUAAUACUGGACCUGUUGGGAAGGGACCUGGUUGUGGUUUCUGGGCUCCAAUGUGGAGGGUGUGGUUGUUUUUCCUACGCGGUAUUGUGCCAUUGUUGGAAAGAUGGCUUGGGAACUUGCUUGCUCGACAGUUUGAAGGCCGUCAUUCAAAGGGAGUGGCAAAGACUGUGACUAAACAAAGGGUUGAAAGUCAUUUUGACUUGGAACUUAGAGCAGCUGUCAUGCAUGAUGUUCUUGAUGCAAUGCCAGAGGGUAUUAAACAGAACAAAGCACGCACUAUCUUGCAGCACCUGAGUGAAGCUUGGCGUUGUUGGAAGGCAAACAUCCCUUGGAAGGUACCGGGUUUGCCAGUGCCUAUUGAGAAUAUGAUUCUUCGUUAUGUUAAAUCUAAAGCAGAUUGGUGGACUAAUGUUGCACACUACAAUCGUGAACGUAUUCGGCGUGGUGCAACUGUGGACAAGACAGUUUGUCGUAAAAAUCUGGGAAGGCUCACACGUCUAUGGCUUAAAGCAGAGCAGGAACGACAACAUAAUUACUUGAAAGAUGGUCCAUACGUGACACCAGAGGAAGCUGUGGCUAUCUAUACCACUACAGUACAUUGGCUGGAAUCAAGAAAGUUUUCUCCUAUUCCUUUUCCACCGUUGUCAUAUAAGCAUGAUACUAAGCUUCUGAUACUGGCACUGGAGCGGUUGAAGGAGUCUUACAGUGUUGCAGUCAGACUAAAUCAGCAACAGAGAGAAGAGCUAGGUCUUAUUGAACAGGCAUAUGACAAUCCUCAUGAGGCAUUAUCACGUAUUAAACGUCAUCUGCUUACUCAACGCUCCUUUAAAGAAGUAGGAAUUGAGUUUAUGGACUUGUAUAGCUAUCUGAUUCCUGUUUAUGAAAUUGAACCUCUGGAGAAAAUUACAGAUGCAUAUCUUGAUCAGUAUCUCUGGUAUGAAGGGGACAAACGCCAUCUUUUUCCAAACUGGAUUAAACCUGCAGAUUCAGAGCCACCUCCUCUGUUGGUUUAUAAAUGGUGUCAAGGUAUAAAUAAUUUACAGGAUAUAUGGGAUACUAGUGAAGGCCAAUGUGUUGUGAUGCUACAGACAAAAUUUGAGAAGUUCUUUGAAAAGAUAGAUCUGACAAUGUUGAACAGGCUUUUACGUUUGGUGCUCGAUCAUAAUAUUGCUGAUUAUGUCACUGCAAAGAACAAUGUGGUUUUAUCAUACAAAGAUAUGAGCCAUACAAAUUCAUAUGGCUUAAUACGAGGCCUUCAGUUUGCAUCAUUUGUUGUGCAAUAUUAUGGUCUUGUUUUGGAUCUCCUGGUUCUUGGUUUGACUCGGGCAAGUGAAAUAGCUGGUUCCCCACAGAUGCCGAAUGAAUUCAUUACUUUUUGGGAUACAAAAGUGGAGACGAGACAUCCAAUAAGACUAUAUUCUCGAUAUAUUGACAAAGUGCACAUGCUUUUUAGAUUCACUCAUGAAGAAGCAAGGGAUCUUAUCCAGCGCUACCUUACAGAACAUCCAGAUCCAAAUAAUGAAAACAUGGUAGGUUAUAACAAUAAGAAGUGCUGGCCUAGAGAUGCUCGAAUGAGGCUGAUGAAACAUGAUGUUAAUCUUGGAAGGAGUGUUUUUUGGGAUAUAAAGAACAGACUUCCUCGUAGUAUCACAACAUUAGAGUGGGAGAACAGUUUUGUUUCUGUGUACAGCAAGGACAAUCCUAAUUUGCUUUUCAGCAUGUGUGGAUUUGAAGUUCGCAUAUUGCCUAAGAUAAGAAUGACUCAAGAAGCAUUCAGCAACUUGAAGGAUGGAGUCUGGAAUCUGCAAAAUGAACAGACUAAAGAGCGCACUGCUGUUGCUUUCUUGCGUGUUGAUGAUGAACACAUGAAGGUGUUUGAGAAUCGUGUUAGGCAGAUCCUCAUGUCAUCAGGAUCAACAACUUUCACAAAAAUUGUAAACAAGUGGAAUACUGCACUUAUAGGGCUUAUGACAUACUUCCGUGAAGCAACUGUGCAUACACAAGAACUUCUUGAUCUCCUAGUCAAAUGUGAAAAUAAAAUUCAAACUCGCAUUAAAAUUGGUUUGAACUCCAAGAUGCCUAGCAGGUUUCCUCCUGUCAUCUUCUAUACACCCAAGGAAAUUGGAGGACUGGGAAUGUUAUCUAUGGGACACAUUUUGAUUCCACAAAGUGACUUGCGUUAUAGCCAACAGACAGAUGUUGGUGUAACACAUUUCCGUAGUGGUAUGAGCCAUGAAGAAGAUCAACUUAUUCCUAAUCUAUAUCGAUACAUACAGCCCUGGGAGAGUGAGUUCAUAGAUUCUCAACGUGUCUGGGCAGAAUAUGCUUUAAAAAGGCAAGAGGCACAGGCUCAGAAUAGGCGUUUAACACUUGAGGAUCUUGAGGACUCAUGGGAUAGAGGUAUUCCUCGUAUUAAUACUCUCUUUCAGAAAGAUCGGCAUACACUAGCAUAUGAUAAAGGAUGGAGGGUACGGACAGAUUUUAAACAGUAUCAGGUUUUGAAGCAAAAUCCAUUUUGGUGGACUCAUCAGCGACAUGAUGGGAAGCUGUGGAAUUUGAAUAAUUAUCGAACAGAUGUUAUUCAGGCACUUGGAGGAGUUGAAGGCAUUCUGGAGCAUACUCUCUUCAAGGGAACUUACUUUCCAACAUGGGAAGGUUUGUUUUGGGAAAAAGCAUCUGGUUUUGAGGAGUCUAUGAAGUAUAAAAAGCUGACAAAUGCACAAAGAUCAGGGCUGAAUCAAAUUCCUAAUAGAAGAUUUACUCUCUGGUGGUCUCCUACCAUAAAUCGUGCCAAUGUUUAUGUGGGUUUCCAAGUGCAGCUAGAUUUGACUGGAAUUUUUAUGCAUGGAAAAAUUCCAACGCUGAAAAUAUCAUUGAUACAGAUAUUUAGAGCUCAUUUGUGGCAGAAGGUACAUGAAAGUGUUGUUAUGGAUCUCUGUCAGGUCCUUGACCAAGAGUUGGAUGCUUUGGAAAUUGAGACUGUCCAAAAGGAAACUAUACAUCCUCGGAAAAGUUAUAAGAUGAACAGCUCUUGUGCUGAUAUUCUUCUCUUUGCGGCUUAUAAAUGGCCAAUGUGUAAACCCAGCCUUGUUGCAGAGGCAAAGGAUGUUUUUGAUCAGAAGGCAAGUAAUAAGUAUUGGAUUGAUGUGCAACUUCGUUGGGGUGAUUAUGAUUCCCAUGACAUAGAGAGAUAUACAAGAGCCAAGUUUUUGGAUUACACAACAGACAACAUGUCAAUCUAUCCAUCACCUACUGGUGUUAUGAUUGCCAUUGAUCUUGCCUACAAUCUACACUCUGCAUUUGGUAAUUGGUUUCCGGGUUCGAAGCCUCUUCUAGCCCAAGCUAUGAAUAAAAUAAUGAAGUCAAAUCCUGCACUGUAUGUAUUAAGGGAGCGCAUAAGAAAAGGUCUACAGCUUUAUUCUUCUGAGCCCACAGAACCAUACUUAUCUUCUCAAAAUUAUGGAGAAAUUUUCAGCAACCAAAUCAUAUGGUUUGUGGAUGAUACAAAUGUAUAUCGUGUCACUAUCCAUAAAACUUUUGAAGGAAAUCUUACAACAAAGCCUAUCAAUGGGGCAAUUUUUAUAUUCAACCCAAGGACAGGGCAACUAUUUUUGAAGGUCAUCCAUACUAGUGUGUGGGCAGGGCAGAAGCGGCUUGGUCAGCUAGCAAAAUGGAAGACAGCUGAAGAAGUAGCUGCAUUGGUAAGGUCAUUACCUGUUGAGGAGCAACCAAAACAGAUUAUUGUUACGCGUAAGGGAAUGCUUGACCCCUUGGAAGUUCAUUUACUUGACUUUCCCAAUAUUGUCAUCAAAGGCAGUGAGCUUCAGUUGCCAUUCCAAGCAUGCUUAAAAAUUGAAAAGUUUGGCGAUCUAAUUCUGAAGGCUACUGAGCCCCAAAUGGUUCUCUUCAACAUAUAUGAUGAUUGGUUAAAGACUAUCUCUUCAUAUACAGCAUUUUCUCGCUUAAUAUUGAUACUUCGUGCCCUUCACGUGAAUAAUGAGAAAGCAAAGAUGUUGUUGAAACCUGAUAAGACAGUUGUUACCGAGCCACAUCACAUUUGGCCAAACCUUUCUGAUGAUCAAUGGAUGAAGGUGGAAGUAGCUUUGAGAGACCUGAUCCUGUCUGACUAUGCUAAGAAGAAUAAUGUUAAUACAUCUGCAUUAACUCAAUCAGAAAUUAGGGAUAUUAUACUUGGAGCUGAAAUAACACCACCUUCUCAACAAAGGCAACAGAUUGCAGAAAUUGAAAAGCAGGCAAAGGAGGCAAGCCAACUCACUGCUGUUACAACUAGAACUACAAAUGUGCAUGGUGACGAGUUGAUUGUUACAACCACAAGUCCAUAUGAGCAGGCUGCUUUUGGUUCUAAAACAGAUUGGAGAGUUAGGGCUAUAUCUGCAACAAACCUCUAUCUUAGAGUCAAUCAUAUCUAUGUGAACUCAGAUGAUAUCAAGGAAACUGGUUAUACAUACAUCAUUCCCAAGAACAUACUGAAGAAAUUCAUUUGCAUAGCAGACCUUAGAACCCAGAUUUCAGGCUAUCUCUAUGGUGUAAGUCCUCCAGACAAUCCACAGGUGAAGGAAAUUCGUUGCAUAUCUAUGCCUCCACAGUGGGGCACACAUCAACAAGUUCAUUUGCCCUUGGCUUUGCCUGAGCAUGAUUUUCUGAAUGAUCUAGAACCUUUAGGAUGGAUGCAUACACAACCAAAUGAACUUCCUCAGUUAUCACCUCAGGACUUAACAUGUCAUGCUCGAAUCCUAGAAAACAAUAAGCAAUGGGAUGGAGAAAAAUGCAUAAUUCUUACAUGCAGCUUCACUCCUGGCUCUUGCUCCUUAACUGCAUACAAACUCACACCAACAGGAUAUGAAUGGGGACGGCUUAACAAAGACACUGGAAGCAAUCCACAUGGAUAUCUACCCACUCAUUAUGAAAAAGUACAAAUGCUUCUAAGUGAUCGCUUCCUCGGCUUUUAUAUGGUUCCAGACAAUGGUCCAUGGAAUUACAAUUUCAUGGGUGUCAAGCAUACGGUGAGUAUGAAGUAUGGAGUUAAGCUGGGAACUCCUCGAGACUUUUACCAUGAGGAUCAUCGACCCACACACUUUCUGGAGUUCUGCAAUCUUGAGGAGGGGGAGCAUGCAGAGGGCGAUACUGAAGAUGUGUUCAAUUAGAUGUUCAUUUGUGUGGUAGACAAUGGACAUGUAACACUUAACCAAUUUGCAUGCGUCACUUGUAGAAAGUCUAUUAGUGCGGCACAAAUAUAUUUAAAUUGUGGAAGUUCUAAUCCCAUAGCUGGUCCUCUGGAAAACAUCAUUUUUGUCUAGACAGGUCAUCUUUAAUGCAUUUUUCCGCUUUGUAUUAUAUAUCCAAGUGCUGACUGAAUACUAUAGUUACUUUUUUUUGAUACCAUGUCAUUGAGCAGCUUAGAGAUUCUCUAAACAAACAAACAAAGAAAGAUGUGACAAUUAUGUACUUUUAAGUUCAAGAAUGCUAAGUUCAGGCAUGGUCUUGAGAUCAAUUUGAAAGCACUAAUCGAAGGCAAUUUCAGAAGUCUUUUAAUAUGCACUUCAAUUGUAAAUUCAUUUUGAGCAGUAUAUCUUGUCCGCAAGAAUUAGAAUGUGUAAAGCCAUAUUAUUGGAGUUAAGAUUUUAGGGUGCUUUGCUUGCGUA